AUGGGGCUGAACAAGAAAAAGGUAUCGAAGGGACUAUUGCAGAGUGAUGACUUGUAUCAGUAUAUCUUGGAGACUAGCGUGUAUCCGCGUGAACCGGAGCCUCUCAAGGAGCUGAGAGAGGCCACUGCCAGCCACCCCGGGGCUGGGAUGGGUACUGCACCAGAUGCAGGUCAGUUAAUGACCAUGCUAUUGAAGUUAGUAGAUGCAAAGAAGACGAUUGAAGUUGGUGUUUUUACUGGAUACUCUCUUCUCCUCACUGCUCUUACAAUUCCUGAGGAUGGCAAGAUUGUAGCCAUAGAUGUAGAUCGUGAGCCAUAUGAUCAAAUAGGAUUUCCAAUAAUAAAGAAAGCUGGUGUUGAGCACAAAAUUGACCUCAUUGAAUCUGAGGCCCUGCCCGUUCUUGAUAAGCUAUUGGAACAACAUGAAAAUGAAGGAAGUUUCGACUUUGCUGUCGUUGAUGCAGACAAGGUUAACUACUGCAAGUACCAUGAGAGACUAAUGAAGCUGCUGAAGGUGGGGGGUAUAGCUGUGUAUGAUAACACUCUAUGGGGAGGGACAGUUGUAAUGCCUAUUGAGUCGACUCCGGAACAGAUGAAACUAGGCAGACAGUCUAUUAUGGAGCUCAAUAAGUUGCUCGCUGCUGAUACUGGGGACCAAAUUUCCCAUGCUGCUUUGGGUGAUUGGAUCACAAUUUGUAGGCGACUGUACUGA
Molecule: messenger RNA, 711 nt
Organism: Rosa chinensis
Lineage: Eukaryota; Viridiplantae; Streptophyta; Magnoliopsida; Rosales; Rosaceae
Product: probable caffeoyl-CoA O-methyltransferase At4g26220
Exons: 5
Coding region: 1-711 (236 amino acids)
Molecular function (GO): S-adenosylmethionine-dependent methyltransferase activity; O-methyltransferase activity
Source: RefSeq, a predicted model, not a curated record